Messenger RNA from Pristis pectinata (smalltooth sawfish), 4509 nucleotides. Its product is annotated as papilin-like. Gene Ontology annotation, molecular function: serine-type endopeptidase inhibitor activity; metalloendopeptidase activity. Gene Ontology annotation, cellular component: extracellular matrix. The record is from RefSeq and is a predicted model, not a curated record. Lineage: Eukaryota; Metazoa; Chordata; Chondrichthyes; Rhinopristiformes; Pristidae. Gene Ontology annotation, biological process: extracellular matrix organization.
CGGAUCAGUACCCGGAGCGGAGACAGAAGCGGUGCGGGACAGACUCGGACAGGGAUCGGGAGAGGAACGGGAGUCCCGGGGACCGGGGAUCAGCGCUCGGAGCGGGGACAGACCGGGACCCGGACCAGACACGAUGCUGUCUCUCCGGCCGCUGCCGGUCGCGCUGCUGCUGACCUGGGUAUCCGUGUCGUCGCCUUUGAGGAAGAGCCGGCAGGCAGAUUACUGGGGCCCCUGGGGAGAGUGGGGAGAAUGCAGCCGGACCUGUGGAAUUGGCGUUACCUUCCGACAACGUCGCUGCUAUUCAAACCGGAGGGACGGUGGGAGCAGUUGUCUGGGACCGCUGAGAGACUACCGUGUUUGCAACAUACAGGACUGUCCGGAAGGGUCGAGGGAUUUCCGGGAAGAGCAGUGCUCCGCCUUUGAUGGAACCGAAUUCCAGGGAAAGAGGUACAAGUGGCUGCCAUAUUACGGAGCUUCCAAUAAGUGUGAGCUGAACUGCAUCCCUCAUGGGGAGAACUUCUAUUACCGGCACAGGGAGGCUGUGAAGGACGGGACACUCUGCGAACCCGGAAACCGCCACAUCUGCAUACAGGGCGUCUGCAAGACAGUCGGCUGUGACAACACGUUGGAAUCAUCACAAACUGAGGACAAGUGCUUGGAGUGUGGAGGGGACGGCAGUAGCUGUUAUGAAGUCAGGGGGAUGUUUGACACUGUUGAUUUGCCCAAAGGUUACAACCAGAUCCACAUCAUUCCCAUUGGGGCCAUGAGUAUUCACAUCCGGGAGGUUGUCCCCACACGGAACUUUCUCGCCCUGAGGAAUGCCCGGGGUGAGCACUACCUGAACGGGGAGUGGACCAUCGACUACAGCCGCGCCCUCUACAUCGCCAGCACCGUGCUGCACUAUGCACGCGGCUCCGAGGGGGACCUGGCACCCGAGGUGAUCCACGCCCGAGGGCCCACCUCUGAACCCCUCAUCCUCGAGAUCAUUAGCCAAGAACCCAAUCACGGAAUUGAAUACAAGUACUACCUGUCGCACCACCGGAAGCAGCCACAGGGUUACUUCUGGAGCGUGGGAUCCUGGAGUGUGUGCAGCAAGGAGUGUGGGGGUGGUUUCCAGACGAGACUGGUCUUCUGCACCAUUGACAAUGAGGCGUACCCAGACUACCUGUGCCAAGAACAGGUCCGGCCCAGCAACAACAAGACCUGCAACCCCCAGAGCUGUCCCCGGACUAAGCGGAUUUCAUUCAUAAAUCCACCCAGUCUCUGGAGUUGGAGGCAGUGCCUGACAUCGAGAGUUUACAGCUGGAAGACGGGCGGCUGGAGUGGGUGCUCGGUGACGUGCGGAGGAGGGGUGCAGACCCGGUCCGUGUACUGCUCGGUGUCGGACAGCAGUGGAAGGGAGACGGUGCGGGACGACUCGGACUGUGCCGCCGUCAGGGAGAAGCCACCCACACAGCAGGUGUGCAACCUGCUGCAGUGUGCGUCCUGGAGAACCGGCCGCUGGUCACAGUGCUCGGUAACCUGUGGUGAGGGGGUUCGCACCAGGACUCUCUCGUGUGUGGCACCGUCAGGCAGCCAGCUCCCGGACUUCGUGUGCUCCUCCCAGUCGAAGCCCACCAGCACCCAGGCCUGUGUGCUGCAGAGCUGUAGGGACACCUUCUCCUGGUACAUUGGGGCCUGGGAAUCGUGCUCGGUGACCUGUGGCGAGGGGUUCCAGUCCCGUCCUGUCUCUUGUAUGUCCCAGCUGGGGGGCCAGCUGCCAGACUUCGUCUGUUCCUCACAGCCCAAGCCCUCUGCUGUCCAGACCUGCAUCCGGGAUCACUGCCGUGUCUUCUCCUGGCACGUUGGUGCUUGGGGUCUGUGCUCCAAGAGCUGUGCGUCAGGCCGCAGAAAGCGACAGGUGAUCUGCUACGACCAGGACCGGAACUACCAGGACCCGAGCAAGUGCGAUCCCAGAGCGUACCCAAGGGAGAUGGAGGUCUGCAACACCCAGCCCUGCUACCUGCCGCAAGCGGUUCCAAGUUUCCCAGAUCCCACCGGAUUUGAUCCAGAUAAGGAGUUUAUAACCAUUCCGUACAUUGAAUCCGUCACAUCCUCUGAAUGGUUGUACCCAGAAUUCCCGCCGGAUCGAGCUGAGACAAAUCUCCUCCCAGUCCCAUCAGCACCAGAGGAGUCAGACCUGUCAAGGUUUCACCAGUACAUCUCUGAAUCGGAUUCCCCUGCCUCCGGACCACUGAACAACCCAUCGAGUUCUCAGUUGCGCCAGGAACUGCUGGGCCCAGAGGUGUGGGACUGUAACACAGAACCUUAUGGGUGUUGUCCGGAUGGUUACGCUGCAGCCAGGGGCCCAGGAGGAGCAGGCUGCCCUCUCAUCCCCUGCUACAAAAGCAGGUACGGGUGUUGUCCAGAUGGACUGACGUCUGCCAGAGGGUUUAACCAGCUUGGGUGUCCGAGGCAUCCAACUGAUGAUCUCCUCGAUGGAGGUGAACAGAUCUCCGAACCGAGGGUGACGGCUCGGAACAGCCCACCGGAUGAGUGCAGGAAUUCGAUGUACGGCUGCUGUUGGGAUGAGACCUCCUUGGCCCUGGGACCGAACGGUGAAGGGUGCAGGGAUGGGCCCAGCCUCCUCUACCCCACCCACUGUCAGCUCUUGUUUGCCAAUGGCCCAUGUACAGAGUGGACCGUCCGCUGGUUCUUCAUCCCUGGAUCCGCUGUCUGUAACCGCUUCUGGUACGGAGGUUGUCACGGAAACCGGAACAACUUUGAGACAGAGGACGAGUGUCUGCGUCAGUGCAAGAGGAUGGCUGUUGGGGGUGGGGCUUCUAGUGCCCCGGCCGAACACCCCCAUUGGUGGACUCCUCACACAGGGCAGCAGAACCAGCCCGGGCAUUCGUCCAACAGGGACCCCUCCCCUGCUGAGCGGGAACUGCCUGUCUACAGGUUACAGAUAGACCGAAGGGAUGCUGUGUUCGUGGAGACCAGGCCCGGGGAAACAGCCCUCUUACUGUGCAGGGUGGAUGCCUCACCAUCUCUUCAUGUGGAGUGGCACAGAAAUGGGAGGCCGGUGUUCUCACCCAGGCACAGCAAAUAUUCCGAUGGUUCGCUGGUGAUCAGCCGGGUUCAGCACCAAGAUGCUGGAUCGUACACCUGUCACGUGUCGAACGGACGUGAUCAGGACUUUCGCCGAGUUGAGCUAAAGGUCCAAGGUGAGCUGGAGAUCACAGAGCCUCCACAGAAUGUGCGUGUGGCCUUGGGGGGACGAGCCGAGCUUCCCUGUGUGGUGUCUGACGGCCGGGCACAUGUGCGAUGGACCAGGAAUGGGAUCCCUCUGAGAGCGGACACUGACCAUGUCUCCAUUUCACCGGGUGGUACCUUGACUUUGCACAACGUUCAGUUGGGAGAUUCUGGGACUUACACCUGCAAUGCGUACAGUGGAUCUCGUUCUGUCAGUGCCAGCGCUGAGCUGACAGUCAUAUCCACAGAAGCAGUGAUGCCCCCUACAGCCCUUGAUUCGUUGUGUGUGGACUUGCCAGAGCUGGCAAACUGUGACCUGAUAAUGCAGGCCAACCUGUGCUCCAACCAGUAUUAUGCCAGCUUUUGCUGUUCAACUUGUUCCAAACGCCAGACUCACAACCGGCCGCUGCAGCAGGGAUAACGGGGCCAUGCACGGACAGCGGUGGCUCGCAGGUCCACUUGCAAUGACACGCACAGGACUACUGUAGAAUAUGAACAAGAACUUCUCUACAAGUAACUUUUGAAAAUUCAUACCACUUCUAAAUAUACAAGCAGUGAUAACUUUUAAUUAUUCAGAAACUUGUAAGUACGUUUGAAGACAUUAUGUAUGUAAAUUUAGAAUUAAAAGUUGAUGCAUAAUCUUUAAUUAUGUGAUGUAGAGAAAACAAGGAUGGGAGGUUUAUUCCCUUCCAAAGAGAGAUUUCGAUAUUUAUCUGCAAACAGAAUUUGUGAAGAGAUCUUGGCAUUUUUAUGUGGAAUGUUGACAAAUUGGAUACACUCACUGAAUUAACAUUUCUUCCACUGGACUCAACUGUUUUGAGCACACUGUCACUCCUUUGCAGACUCUCAAAGCAUACUUUUAAGGACAAGAUGUUUCUGUCAAAGUAUAUUGUGUACUGUUUAUUAACAUUUCCAUGAAAGGCAAAUUAAACAACUUAUUUUGAAUCGAUGCUUUUUUUUUGUAUUUUAGAUGAUGGCAAAGUACAAUAAUUUUUUUUUGAUCACAGGAAUUAAAACACAAAUGGGUGUUGGCAGACAUCCUGCCAGGAUGGGUUUAAGUUAAAACUGCACUUAUGAUCUUCUUUACACUGUGCAAAAUCAACCUUUCUGCCACCAGUUAACAGAUCUACUCAACAACUAUUUCUUCCCAAGAAUAAGUCUAGUUAAAUGCCCAAAUUUCCUUGCAUAGCUUUUUAGCCUUUUUAAUAUAGUGGUUAUAUUUAGUUAUCUUCGCAAUUUGAGUUAAAAUGCGUGCUUUGAUCUGAGAUUUGCUGG